This is a messenger RNA of Cryptomeria japonica (Japanese cedar), 2246 nucleotides long. Its product is annotated as putative pentatricopeptide repeat-containing protein At3g13770, mitochondrial. Lineage: Eukaryota; Viridiplantae; Streptophyta; Pinopsida; Cupressales; Cupressaceae. The transcript has a single exon. The record is from RefSeq and is a predicted model, not a curated record. Bases 192 to 2114 code for a protein of 640 amino acids. Gene Ontology annotation, molecular function: protein binding; zinc ion binding; RNA binding. Gene Ontology annotation, biological process: RNA modification.
GCAAUUUUUAAAAAAAUAUUACAGAUAAGUAAACUAUACUUUUCCUUGGUCGCUGACUAUUAUACUGGGAAAAGAGAAGUUGAAUUCGUAACUGUACAUCUUGCAAAUUUCAAUGGAAUCCUCAUUUUCAAUGCCAUGGCGAAAGGCGAGUCCGAAUUUGAGCUAGCAGUAAAUUCCUAGGGGUAAAGCCAAUGUCAAGGUUGAAAACGGCAGUUGGUAUGAUCCGACAGAGUGCGCGGGAUGAUUCAAGAACUGAAUGGAGAAUGUACGGCUCUCUUAUGCAAUGGUGUGUUGAUACAAAAUCCAUGGCGGAGGGCCAUCGAAUCCGUGUACAUAUGAUUAAACAAGGCUUCAAACCCGACGUCUACUUAGAAACUAAAUUUCUCAUCUUGCACGUGAAAUGCAGACGUGUAGCAGAAGCACGCCAAUUGUUUGACAGAAUGUCUGAAAGGAAUGUGGUGUCAUGGAAUACAAUGAUCAGCGGGUAUGCCGAGCAGGGCGACGCAGUGGAAGCGCUUGCAAUUUUCGUGCAAAUGCAGCGAUACCAGAACCCAAAACCCGAUCCCUUCACAUUUGCCACGAUUCUCAAGGUUUGCGCCUUGGAAGAGCCAGAGAGCGAGGAAAAACACACCCAUAGACAUAUACACAUACAGCAGCUCCACGCUCAAGUUAUAAGACGGCUUUUCAAGCCAGACGUUGUUUUAUUAUCCACACUUAUUGAUGCCUACGCGAAAUCUGGUUGUAUGGACUAUGCGAGCAAAGUGUUUGACGAAAUGCCGCAACGGAGCGUAGUUUCGUGGACCGCGAUGAUUGGCGGGUAUGUGAAGUCUGGGAGAUUGGACGAGGCGCUGGAAUGUUUUUGGGCAAUGCCAGAGCGAGAUGUUGUGGCAUGGAAUGCUAUGAUGGAAGGGUAUGCCGAGGAAGGAGAGGGGGAGAAGGCCCUGGGCUUGUAUGUUAGCAUGCAAAGAGCUGGCUUUCCCCCUUCUCAUUCCACCUUUCCCUCUAUUGUCAAAGCAUGCUCCCAUCUUGCAGCCCUUGACCAAGCCCACCAGCUUCAUGCCCACCUCAUCAAACAUGUCGGUGACCUUCCCGUUCAGUUGGGCAGCGCCCUGGUCGACAUGUACGCCAAGUGCGGGUGCGUGGAGUCGGCCCGGCGGGUGUUUGAAGCCAUGCCGGCAGAUGAAAGAAAUGUUAUCUGCUGGACUACAAUGAUCGAUGCAUAUGGUCGACACGGCCGAGGUGUAGAGGCCACCCAAGUGUUUGACGAAAUGCAGCGUGCAGGCAGGGCACCCAAUGAUGUUACCUUCCUCAGCCUUCUGAAUGCUUGCAGCCACGCAGGCCUGGUGCAUGAAGGCUCCCGCUUCUUCCUCUCCAUUCCAUGCCUUCAUUCUCUCACACCUCAUCAACACCACUAUGCCUGUAUGGUUGACCUUCUCGGCCGAGCAGGGCAACUGGAGGCCACAUUCAACUUCAUCCUCAAAAUGCCUGUGCCUGCUGGCCCUCAUAUUUGGGCUGCCCUGCUCGCCGCCUGCCGAGUUCAUCACAACCUCCGAUUGGCAAACCUUGCAGCACAACGGCUUUUCAGUUCCAACGACAUGAAGCCCGGACGGUAUGUUGUUCUCUCCAACAUCUAUGCCUCUGCUGGAAUGUGGUACGAUGCGUCCAAUGUGAGAAGAGUAAUGAAAGAAAGGGGUGUGAGCAAGGAGCCUGGGUGUAGUUGGAUUGAUGUCGAUAAACAAGUUCAUGCUUUUCAUGUGGAGGAUCGCUCCCAUCCUCAAACACAGGAGAUCUAUGCAAUGCUGGAGAGAUUAUCUGCUCAGCUCAGUGAAGCAGGCUAUGUUCCCCAUACAAACUCUGUGCUAUAUGAUGUGGAUGAGGAAGAGAAACACCACAUUCUCCGCCACCAUAGUGAGAAGUUGGCCAUUGCUUUUGGGCUGAUUAGGACGCCUGCUACAAGACAUAUUUGUAUCAUGAAAAACCUUCGCAUCUGUGUUGACUGCCACAAUGCCAUCAACUUUAUCUCCAAGAUGGUUCCCCGAGAAAUUGUUGUAAGAGAUAUAAACAGAUUCCAUUAUUUUAAGAAUGGUGUGUGUUCUUGUGGCAAUUCUUGGUGACCUACAACAUGAAACUCGAGGUUUUCUUUUAUGUGUCAAUUCUUUGACAAAAAUAUCAAAUCAAUUGGGUAGGCUUGUAUGAUGGUUUAGACUUCAUAUAUAAGGGUGAAAAUUAUGUAUCUAUGUUUUUUU